GGCAGUCCACGUUCAUCAUUGUUUGGCAUUUUUGUGUCGCCGAGCGCUCUUUGUACAUGCAUGUGCUAUGACCGUUCGGAGUUCCCCGCUUCCUAUUUCUUUUUGACGACCUUUGACCCUAAACGCAAAAGCGCUAUCACAAACGGCGGUGCAUGUCGAAAGGGUACCUAUACAUAAGAGCGCGGCGAAAAUUCGAUGAGGGCAUUUCCAACGCCGUCUUCCCCGUCCCGCGCUAGCCAUGCCCACAAGCAUCCCUCACUCGCAACCUGGAACCUCUGCCUCUGUUUAACGUUCAAUGGGACCAGUUGGACCUUCUAAUCCGGACGCACACGCCUCGGCCAUGGACAUUGACGCCUGCGGAAGCAGCGAGGGUGGUGUCGACCUGGCCACCGUGCUGGGACUGCGAGACGCGGAUCUGGAGAAGGCACUGGAGAUCUGGGAUACGCUCAAGAAUCACCCACUUGGCGAUGAAAUGUUGGCCACUGUUUUGGAACGUGCUUGGGCUCAGCAUUUGGCGGCAAUGGAGAAGAAGCCAGCAGCAUCGGCCAUCGACUUCUUUCCCCCCCUUUGUCGGAGCCCAAUGAGCGCGGCCCUGGCCCAAGCCUUUCACGAAAAACGACUCAGCCGGUAGCCAAUAUCGUCGCCAUUCAUCAGAUUCCGGAUGGACCAUGAGUCAUUCCGCGCGCCCUUGCAUGAGGUCGUGGCCUUCCAUUGUUUAUUGAAGGAUAUAGCAUUAGAUGCCAUUAAUAGCUUUGUAUCUUUGAGCAUCAUAGCUCACAGCAAGCUUCAUGGUGGUCGCGAGCUCUGUAAUCUGAGCGGUAUUU
Molecule: messenger RNA, 824 nt
Organism: Schizophyllum commune H4-8
Lineage: Eukaryota; Fungi; Basidiomycota; Agaricomycetes; Agaricales; Schizophyllaceae
Exons: 5
Coding region: 296-631 (111 amino acids)
Source: RefSeq, a predicted model, not a curated record